GAGCUUCAUUCUCUCGACACUCUCAAAAUGGGGAGACAGACGCUCUCGUCAAUUGCCGUUCUCCUCCCGCUCCUCACAGCCACCGCGAAUGCCGCCUCGGAAGCGCCCCGGCCGCGCGGCGUAGGGCCAGACUUUGCGAAGUACUACAAAGACGCAACAUCCUUCGCGUGCAUCUCCAACCCGGAAAUCAAGCUCGACGUGUCCCGCAUAAACGACGAUUACUGCGAUUGCCCCGACGGCAGCGACGAGCCUGGCACCUCCGCGUGCUCGUACAUCUCCCCACUCUCGCCAAAGCAGCCCUCGCGCUACGACCCCACCAAGAUCAACGACUCUCAAGCCCUGCCCGGCUUCUACUGCAAGAACAAGGGCCACAUCGCGAGCUACGUGCCCUUUACAAAUGUCAACGACGGUGUGUGCGACUACGAGCUAUGCUGCGAUGGUAGCGACGAGUGGGAGGGCGUGGGCGGCAUAAAGUGCGAGGACAAAUGUGCCAAGAUUGGCAAGGAGUGGAAGAAGCAGGACGAGGCGCGGCAAAAGAGCCUGGGCAAUGCCAAUAGGCGGCGGAAAGAGCUCGUUGCCGAGGCGGAGCGACUAAGGAAGGAGGUCGAGGAUCGGAUCCAGACGUUGCAGGCUCAGAUCAAGGGCCAGGAGGUCAAGGUUGAGGCAUUGACCAAGACACUGGCCGAAGUCGAGAGGUCGGAGAAGGGCAAGGUGGUGCGGGGAGCAGGCAAGGGGGGGAAGUUGGGUGUCUUGUCGAGCCUGGCGAAAGACAAGGUGAACGAGUUGACGGACAGCCUGAGGACAGUCAAGGACGAGAGGGACGCAGCCAGGUCCAAGAUCACCGAGCUGGAAGCCAUCCUCAAGCGCUUCAAGGAGGAGUACAACCCGAACUUCAAUGACGAGGGCGUCAAGCGCGCCGUCAAGGCCUGGGAAGACUACGCCGCCUCGCAGCCCAUCGCGACGGAUGAUUCCGCCCGCGACCGCGACCUUGAAGACCUCCUGAACCCCGCCUCCGAAAGCGCCAUCAAAUGGGACGACUUUGAGGACAACGAAGAGUCCGACGUCGAGCUCCUCUACAAAUUUGAAGAAUACCUCCCCACCCCGCUGCGCACCUGGGUCGACGAGAAGCUCCGUGCCCUCCGCCUCACCCUCAUCGAAAACGGCAUCCUCGCCGACACCACCGCCUCCGACGCUCCAGAGUCGAAGCGCGUCACUGAUGCCCGCGACCAGCUCUCUUCCGCGCAGAGCGCCCUCGACAACGACCGCAGCGAGCUGACCAAGCACACCGAAGAUCUCGCCAAGGACUACGGGCCCGAUGCCAUUUUCCGUGCGCUCAAGGGUGUGUGUGUCAAUCAGGACAGCGGCGAGUACACGUACGAGCACUGCUUCCUGGACAAGACGACGCAGAAGCCGAAGAAGGGUGGGGGACACACCGGGAUGGGCAACUUUGCACGGAUUGAGACCAUCACUGUAGAUGAGGAUCUGCCCGCCGACGGCAAGGGCGUGGGGAGUGGGGAGCGCUACGCGCUCAAGUACGAGAAUGGGCAGCACUGCUGGAACGGGCCGAAUCGGAGUACGCUCGUAGUGCUGGCGUGCGCGGAGAAGGACGAGAUCUGGAAAAUUGUCGAGGAGGAGAAGUGCGUGUACCGGAUGGAGGUGGGGACGCCGGCGGUGUGUGGGGUCAAGGAGGGUGUGCAGAAGGGAGCCCCCGCGCACAACGAGCUAUAGGAUAUCAUCUGGGCGCAUAUAGGGUGCAUGCGAAGAGGUACUGUUGUUGUUACAUAGAGAGGAGUCGCAUGGUGCGUUCCGGCGUUGUUUGGCUGGCUGGUUGGUCGAUUGAUGCGGGCAUUAGCGUACAGUACAGCAAGUCGUCAAAAAGUAGAAUGAAGUAGACGGCAGCAUUGUUGAUAUAUUUUCUUCUUCAAAAAC
Paraphaeosphaeria sporulosa is the source of this 1929-nucleotide messenger RNA. RefSeq lists its product as uncharacterized. Lineage: Eukaryota; Fungi; Ascomycota; Dothideomycetes; Pleosporales; Didymosphaeriaceae. The transcript is spliced from 3 exons. Gene Ontology annotation, biological process: N-glycan processing. Gene Ontology annotation, cellular component: glucosidase II complex. The record is from RefSeq and is a predicted model, not a curated record. Bases 28 to 1728 code for a protein of 566 amino acids.